AAAGCUUAGUUACACAGUAUACACAGCAAAUGACCUCACAUCUAAAGGACCUGGAUAUCAAUACUUUGAUCAAUAUAGUAAUUUGAUCAAGCUUAACGAAUGGAGACUCGCAAGUCGGCUAAAGCGCAAACGAAGCGCAAGUCGAGACGCUCGGGACAUGGCAGCGUACGGUCGGUAGUGCCGUCCCACUUAGAGACUAAGCCCAUUGUGCAACGUGUUUACCUUUACAUGCAGCUGAAGCAGAUACUGCACAUGCCUGUGGUCUCCUAUCCGCUGGAGCUGCAUCUGUACCACGUGAAGAACACGCUGCAGAAGAUGUGCGACCACUAUACCAAGGAAACGAUUAUCUAUCAGAACGAAUUCACGCUGGACAGGCCGGCAUUUGCGAUGGGCAUUAUGCAGGACAAUGUGGAUGAUAUGAAUACAUUCAGCGAUAAUCCGCUCAUCGUCACUCUGUAUCAGCGCAUUCCACGCCAUCGCAAAGAGGAUUUGAUCACUGUGGGAGUAGUACGUGGAGACGCCUCAGAACGGGACCUGGAAGAAGGUGGUGGGGAUGCACGCACGGGCGCUGCCUUAGACGAGGAUGUGAGCGAGGAUGUGAGUGGGGGUGAUCAAUAUGUUGAGGAAACGCUGGAGUUCGUGUCCCGCGGCCAUUGCGACUUGCUGCAGCUGUUUCAGAGCAAGCGCUUCAUCAACAACAUUCAAAUCAUGCUCUAUCCGCAAUACAUUUCGAAGCUCCAGACGCGAACGGCCCAAAAGAUAACAACCGUUAGCAACUGGCACAUGUACUCCAUACUGCCGAUACUGAAGAACAAUCAUUUCUCCAAUUUGGUCUUCAUCACGUUCGAGUCCCUCUACAAUGCAUCCGAGGAUCUGCACAGUCGAGCCGCCCAUCUGGGCAUGAGCAUCUCCAUGCGGGCCACAGCAGUCGAUGGCGAUGAACCUGAUGGACAGCCUGAGGUGUUGCCGUUGUGCACUUUCUACAGCUUUGUCGUCCAGGUCAUCAACGAUCAGAAAGCUGUCGUUGUGUGGGAAAGUAUAAAGCGCGACUUACUGAACCUGGGUCCAUUCGGCGUUUCCACAGUUCAAAUGGAAACGAAUUUGCACGUUCCAGUUUUACGCAUAUUUCAGGGCUUGCUUAAAACGCAUGAUGUCGACUUCAAGCUGGAGAACAUUAAUCCCGUGGAGGACAGUGCGCUAAUCAAUAACUCGAUGCAUCGAUACGUGUUGACCGCGGAGAUGCAAGACAUCAUCGAGGCAGCCAUAGUGAACAAUGAGUAUGAAAUACUGCUGCAGCUGUACGAUGAAGUUCCCAAUAAUGUCCUGUACGAAGGCGUUAUCAAUCCAAGCAUCUUUGGCUAUCCUCAUAUGAAUACUUGCCGGUUCGCAAGUGUCCUGACGCCUGUGGCCAGGCACAGCACUGAAACGACACCGCACACGACUGCUGUCCCUGCUCCUGAUUUGCCCAUGUUUGCCAUUGUUAAGCUGUGCUUUUUUCACACGCUGACAAAGCACCAUGAGCCCCUGGAUACCUAUAAUGAGAGCAAUAUGAAGGCGGGCCAGCUGCAACGCUGCUUCACAGUCAAUCCUCAUGUGGAAAAGAGCAACUCUGAUAUUCUAAAGGAGUUGUAUCGUCGCUUCGACGAGCUCGUUAAAGAUGUGAUUAGUUACAUCAUCAAGCACGAUGUGACGAGCAUUGACGAUCGGCGCAACUACUUCUGCUGCACCAUCAACAAUCUGAACAAUUUACUAAUCAACAUCUGCGGCUAUGACUUCAAUGUCAGCAUGCCCACCAAGAACAACAUAGAGUUUCGCGAGAUGCUCACGCACAUGUACAAGGAUCUGAUGGAUCGCAUUAUUCGAAUCCUGAAUGAUUGCGGCUGGGAGGCUCUCGGCAAUUGUGUUUUAAACAAAGAGCGCGAUCAGCAGCGCUUGCGCCGGCUCUUGGACGAGCACCGAAGCUUGUGCAUGGUCGGCGAAUGUGGCCUGGCCGAUCAGCUAUUUGCUGAGCUCAAGUCUGCUUGUUCCAGCAAAAUUUUGUUAAACUUUUACGUAUUCCUUAACUCUGUUCAGAAUCUCAACUUUGAUUAUGCCAAGACCUAUUUGCUCACUCAGGUGGAGAACAAUUGGGAUGGCGAGUACUUUGUGAACUUGCUGCAGCUUUACAUUGACUAUCAAGUUGAGCUGAAAGCGGAGACGGAGGAGAAGGAGAGGAGGGAGCAGGAGAUGAAGAUGGCGGCGAAGAUGCUGCCGGCGAAGAUGCUGCAGGCGAAGAUGCUGCCGAAUGUCAAUAUGGAUAUGAAGCCGCCGCAAGCUUUCAGUAAUAUGAUUGCAAAACUGCGUAAUUUCGCCACCGCCAACAACUUAGACUGCGAGGCGUGGAUACUGCUGUACUGCUAUUACCAAGAGAAGGGUUACUUGUCAGGCAUGGAGUAUACGCGCUGGAAGUAUGAAAACCUUUAUCACGUGCCUAGCAGAAAAAUGCUGCUGACACCUACUCCGCUCUUCGAGGCAUUUUUGCCGGCGAAUUUCGAUCUAACCGACCGGAGCGCACAUGUCGUGAAGUUCUAUGGAGUCUUCAAGACUUUUGCUAGAUUGGGCGCUUACGCUUUCGCAGAGACGGUUUACAAUCAAAUCGCAAAAGACUUUACGGUCAACGAAACUUAUUUGGUGACCACCACACUGAAGAUGCUGCAGGGUCAAAUUGACGGGAAUUUCAAAGUGCGCAAUCUACCCACUAAUAGGUCGGAAAGUGGCAAGAUGAUCAAAUUUCAUCAAGCUCACAUCAAUGGCCACGUGGAGUACUCGCGUCACCGCUACCCUCAGGCCAUCGAAUGCUUUAAGGAGCUGCUUUAUAUCGAAAAGACCAACACGUCUACAUUAUCUUUGUUCUAUCUAGGAUUACUUCGGCUGGCCCACCUAAGUUUUGAAUUCGGGGACUAUGAGGUCGCUCUGCAUGCCUAUGAGUUGUGCGUGCCCUCGUCCAAGCUGGAAAAGAACUUCUUGGCCAACUAUGGCAUGGGCCUAACUCUCUAUUACCUGAAUCGACUUGAGGACGCUAUUGCUUAUCUGGCGCGCACCACAGAAAUUGAUAUCUAUCUGCCCGAUUCCUGGGGCUUCUUGGCUAUUAUAAACUUGCGAUUGGGUCGCAAUAAGCUGGCAUUAAACUGCUGGAAAAUGGCCAAACAGUAUCCCGAAAUUACGAUGAGCCCGUGCGUAUAUAAUGAACUUGAUAAAAUUAAAUACUCCGAUAUUGAUUUGCUGGUGGACGACGAUCAACCAACAACCGUAAACAAGUCUGCGAAUAUAUAGUAAUCUGAAUAUAUAUUAAAGACAUUUAUC
Drosophila hydei is the source of this 3342-nucleotide messenger RNA. RefSeq lists its product as uncharacterized. The record is from RefSeq and is a predicted model, not a curated record. Bases 100 to 3312 code for a protein of 1070 amino acids. Gene Ontology annotation, cellular component: motile cilium; extracellular exosome. Gene Ontology annotation, molecular function: protein binding. Lineage: Eukaryota; Metazoa; Arthropoda; Insecta; Diptera; Drosophilidae. Gene Ontology annotation, biological process: cilium assembly; cilium movement. The transcript has 7 exons.